Messenger RNA from Microthlaspi erraticum, 510 nucleotides. The record is from the annotation of a GenBank genome assembly. NCBI's taxonomy places the organism in Eukaryota, Viridiplantae, Streptophyta, Magnoliopsida, Brassicales, Brassicaceae.
AUGAGAGCUCUUUUGUGCUCACAGCCCUCAGUACCAUUAUCAUUUCUCUCAAGAACAACUCUCAAAACCAAACCUCAAAAUCCAAGAACCCUAAUUCCUGACAACAACAAGCCAAGAUGGGAAUCUAGGCUCCACGCGAGCCCUAAAGGGUUCCAAUCUUCUAGAAGCACUGAAAAACCCGGUCGGUCAGACCCGGACCCGGAUGACGACCCGCCGAUACCUCAAGAAGUGUUUGAGAGGAUGAUGGGGAGGAUCGUGGUGUCUGUGGGAACACCACUGGGCCUGGGAGUGGCAAUCUUGAAAUUACUCGAGGUUUUGAAGGACAGAAACGUCUGGGACGUGCCUUUGUGGGUUCCAUUCUUGACCACGCUCGUGACCUUUGGUUCAUCGGCUCUUGGGAUCGCGUACGGGAGCUUGUCCACGAACCUGGACCCGACCAAGACUAACUCUGUUUUUGGUCUCGAAGAAGCAAAGGAAAACUGGGUAGAGAUGUGGAAAGAAGAGAAGUGA